Molecule: messenger RNA, 978 nt
Organism: Haliotis rubra (blacklip abalone)
Lineage: Eukaryota; Metazoa; Mollusca; Gastropoda; Lepetellida; Haliotidae
Product: tetraspanin-33-like
Exons: 6
Coding region: 205-978 (257 amino acids)
Cellular component (GO): membrane
Source: RefSeq, a predicted model, not a curated record
AGUCACGGGGCUCCGUACACAGUCACCCCAACAAGAGGCGUGUGUGUGAGCCCUGCCGGUGACCGACGAAUGGCCCUCCAAACUACUCCCAACUGUAGCUUCUGUUCCGGGUAGAUGGUUCAGGUGAACGACGCACUCCGACUGCCCUGCCCCGCGUGAGUGAGACCUGGGAUCACGUAGUCUUGGGACUUGGAUAUCUCCAAUAUGGCGAGAGGAAGACAACGUCCCGAUCUCGAUCGGAGUGCUGUUAAUUUGUUUGUGAAAUACCUCCUGUUCUUCGUCAACUUUGUGUUCAUCCUGGUGGGUCUGAGUUUGGCCAUCGUGGGAGCCUAUGUGCUGUAUCUGAAGGAGAAGACGGUGCGGACUCCCAUCGACUUCUUCUUCGACCCGUCAUGUCUCAUGUGUCUGGCUGGUUGCAUUGCCUUCGUGCUCGCCCUCUCCGGCUGUGCAGGCUCCCUCAGGGAGAACACGACCUUACUUAAAAUUUAUUACUACCUAGUGGGGUUGUUUCUGUUCCUGGAGCUCGCCCUCAUCAUCUUCGUCUUCGUGUUCUACUACGUCCCCGACGCCAGGACGACGCUCAAACUCUACCCUGAGGAUAUUCUCAAGGAAGCCAUCGUCAAGUAUAGAGAUGACGACGAUAUGAAGAAUCUCAUUGACGUCAUGCAGCAGACGUUAUAUUGUUGCGGGUUAAGCAACGACGACAAAGGUUACCUGGACUGGAACCUCAACGUCUACUUCAACUGCAGCGCCAGCAACCAAAGCCCAGAGAGUUGUGCUGUACCCUUCUCCUGCUGUAACAUCAAAUCGGGUGAUAAAAUAAACAUUUUGUGCGGUGGCGGAGCCCUUAAAGAAUUAGAUGCGUCGGCACAGCUGUCGGCCCGGAUAUAUGCAGGGAUGUUUGAAGGGGCUUCAGUCAUUCCUGAUGUGUGUUUGUCGUUGCAGGCGUCAUCGCACAGCUAUCAUCAUCUUGUAUAG